AUGUCGGAAAAAGUGUACAUGAACAAGGAGUGGCACGGCCUGCCCGUCCCAGAAUAUAUCACCACACCGCUUCCUACAGCAGCAGAGCUUGUGCAUCUCUGCAACAAAACUCACGAGCUGGGCUAUACUUCGAGCUUGACUUACCCGCCAGAUGCAAAAUGUCCAACAUACUGGAUCAAAUAUGGGAGCUCCGUCAUUUGGAAUGAGCUCGCUUCAACAAAAAUGGCCUAUGAAGGGCUGCGCAGUCUUGGCUCACCAGUCAGAGUCCCAGCCGUCUACUACGGCUGUCGACUAGCCAUUCCCCAUAAAGACAACCCCUCGAGGGUGCCCGUAUACCGAACGUAUCUGGUCAUGGAAUACGUCAAGGGUCAAACGGCUGAGCAGCUACUGCAAGAUGCGGGCCAUGACGAAGAAAAAAAAGACAGCACAUAUAAACAGAUCGCCUUUGCCUUGUCCGAGCUGCACCGCAUUCCGGUACCAGAGGGCGCGAGGCCUGCCGCAGUCAACGGCGGCAGGAUUCGGCACGAGCUGUUUGAUGAGAACCAGGCCUCACUCCACUACCGUAAUGUGACCGAGUUAGAGGACCACUUCAACCUGAUUCUUUCCUUGACCAAGGCCCGGAGCCGCGUCGAGAACCUUGCCCGGGAGCCAAUGGUGUUUUGUUACUCGGACGUCUGGCUGGGCAACUUUAUGUUUGAUGACGAGGGCGCCAUCACGGUGGUGGACCUGGAAGACGCCAGCAUCCUGCCCUCUAGCUUCUCCAGGUUCGUUCUCGCCGGGACCAGGGCCAAGAUUGACCGUGACAUCAGCGACAUGGUCGUGGUGCCGAAGACAGAGGGCGUAGACAACACAACCGCCUUGUUUGCCGUCGCGCGCCCAAUGGUGACGGGCUCGGGCUCUCUGGCAACAGCGGGUCGGAAGCUUCUCGGGAAUUACGAACGAGACGAGCCCGACCAGGUGCACAAGGUCGUCAAGGACGCUCAGGGCCUGCCUGUGAUUUUCGCCAUCGAGCCAACGAGUCCGCUCCAAUAUCCAACAUUCACGGGGCCGCCUUCGCCACUGCCGUUGCAGCCUUGUUUGCCCCCCGAAGCGGGCGAAGCUUGCCGGCCUCCGCCUCCCUUGUGGCUUGGAAAGGGCCAGCAGUAG
Molecule: messenger RNA, 1146 nt
Organism: Metarhizium album ARSEF 1941
Lineage: Eukaryota; Fungi; Ascomycota; Sordariomycetes; Hypocreales; Clavicipitaceae
Product: Aminoglycoside phosphotransferase
Exons: 2
Coding region: 1-1146 (381 amino acids)
Source: RefSeq, a predicted model, not a curated record